Paramuricea clavata is the source of this 12937-nucleotide messenger RNA. The record is from the annotation of a GenBank genome assembly. Lineage: Eukaryota; Metazoa; Cnidaria; Anthozoa; Malacalcyonacea; Plexauridae.
GGGCUGCAUAAACAGCAUAUGUCUUGUUGUAUGUAAGUAUCUUCUUCACUCUAGACGUUCAGCAAUGAUCCUAAAAUACCGGAGGAGAAUGAAGAUAUGAAAGAUGAUAGCAAAAAGUGGAUAGUGGUCUUUCUUGUUAUUGGAGUAGAAAGUGGGAUUGGUAUAUUCUUACAGGUAUGGGUUAUAAUGUCAGAUUCCUGCAACGGAAAAUUUAGUUCGGUUCUUUCCUCGGUAUUAUUCACCAAAUUAGUUGUGGAAAUUAUAAUGCGCAUCUGGGAUAUUUUGAAUCUCAACUAUUACGAACAGGAAUAUAACAAACAAAGGCACGCAGAAUUUCUUUAUUGAGAGCACCUGAUAAUUUGGAUGAGCAUCUGGUACUUUGGCUAUAGUACUUUGGAACAACAAUGCACUAAUAGAAAGAUUCAUUGUAUAUGGAAAUGGUCUGUAUGAAAAUGUCUGAAAUCUUAUUGUCAUGUCUCAUUCAAGACAACAAUCAAAUGUUUCUUUUUAGAACUGGUACUUGGCGAAGGCUGGGGAAGCAUUAACGAAAAGACUAAGGAAACAAACAUUUUUAGCUUUUCUCCGUCAGGUAAGCGUAUUGUGAAAAUUCUUGUACACUUUUACAAAGAUCAUUUGCGCUUAAAAUCACUAUAUAUUGGAGCAGGUUUCUUUGAUUCAAAUUGAUAUCAGGUAUGAAGUGCAUGUUCAAAGGUGUCAUUUUAAUUGAUCACUCUGAAAAAUACGUCAACGGCACAAAAAAAUUCUAAUACAUUUUAGUAUGCGAGCCAUACACUACUAAAACUUUAUUUGUCUCUUAAAAGUACAUAGUACCUUCCUUUACAAACAACUCUUAGUCAUUAAUGAAAUCACAUUAAGAAGGUCACAAGACUUUAACUGUUAGCAUCAUGGUUAUUAGCCGUGAAAACGAUGUAAACAAGGUAGCAGUUUGAACAACUACGGCGUACUAGAACUCUCAAGGGAAUACAUUACAUUGUCGACAGUGGCGGAAACUUUGCGCGAAAUAUUGGGGGGGGGGGCGCGAGCGUCGAAGGUAGGAGAUUUCUAGUGGGGUAUUAGGGGAAUGCUCCACCUGAUAAUUUUAAAAUUUGGAUUCAUGAAAUGGCAUUUGCUGCAUUCUGAGUGCAACAUCAAAAUUAUAGUAAUUUAACAGUGCAUUUGUUAUAAAUCAUGUGCGAAGUUUAUAAAAAAACGACAUUUCAGAGAAAAUAUUGUAGAUGAUUAAAUACAUUUGUGAAUGGAAUUGCAAGGUGGUUUAACUCUUUCUCGACAAGUCCCAUAUCUUCGGUUUAGUGCAUGCUAUGCAGAUAAUAAUACCACCAUUCCAUUCAGUGAAACAAUAUCAACUAAUUCCUCACUAUAGAUUUAGUCAUUGCCAACAUUGUAUCAAUUUAUGCCCUUUGAGAGUUAAGCGAGAUUGUAUAUUAUCAAAUUACGCAAUUGUCUGAACCUAAUAAUUUAGACUAGCCAUACCUUUCGCCGAACAUAACUUCGGCCCCUUCGAACGUAUCUUCCUGCUAAUAGUCUUGUUCGAAUCGCUAUCAAAAACAUUAUUUACAGUGUCAUUUUCCAGUCUGUACAGUAUCUUCAAAUUUGCACUUUUAUCACGGUAUUAUCAUUUCUGGUCCGACUGUGAGCUAAUCCCAACAGGAAAUACAAUUUCAAAACGUCAAAACAAUGCGACGUUUUGUAUCGUAUGACUCUGGAAAUGCCGGAAAUCGAUUCUAAAGGUAAAAGUGCACCUGCAUGUACGCGUGUUUUUUACGUCUCCCGGCUACGGGAGCUCUUUCCGCCACUGAUUGUGGACCUCUUCUUAGAGUAAAUUUCUAUUAUUCAUAAUUUUUUUCAUUAUUUCUAUUGUUCAUGAUUUUGCUCAUGAGUCUUUUUUAAAAUAGGUCAAGUCUUUGACAUUCUUUCAGUCUUUCAGAGACUAAAAUUUCCAAUACAUUUUGUCCAUUGGUCUUUUCGCUUGUUCUCGUGAUGUCACGUCCUGUAUUGACGUUGCCGUUGUAUUUGCCAUAUUAGACAGUUUUAGAUAACAAGACGGGGACGUCAAGAGGACGUGGAUGUCGUCAUUUGGCGCCAACUAUCGUCAGCUUCUGGUUUGCGACGUCGUCUUGGACGAUUUCACGACGCGAAAAUACAAUUUUCACGUCCUCUCUAGAACGUCACAGAUUUUUGCUUCUUUUGAAAAAAAUAUGAGACUAUGCAUAAUAAAAAUCAUCCUAUUUUGUUCCCCAUGCAUUGUUUAAUGAUACUAUCUAAAGUUUUUCCAUUGCCAAGGUUGUUUUUCUUGUAUUUCGCUAAAUUUUGGACGAGCUGAUUUUCGACAAAUACUUUCGGUCGCCAUAAACAAAUCAACAAAACUGCAAGCAUUGUUAAUAACCACUUCAAUACCGCUAGUAAUCUUCACCAAAACAAAUAUUUUAGAACAAACUAAACUGAAGUUAUAUUAACAACUGUUUAAAAUCAGGAAAACGUGGGGAAAUAGAAAAAUAAAAGCACUUAAAAGCAGUAAAAACUCAAUCAAUUUUAGUUGCUAUGUCACAACAGUGCAAAAAGUAGGACAAGCAAAAAAACGCUUUCCAGCGUGAAAAACUAUCGUAAACAGUAUUAAAUUUUACCAAUGUGAACACUGAUGCUAUAUUUAUACUGAACAGUUGACAAACUUGAUUGAAUAGGCUACAAACUAAAGCAUUUAGCUCGUAAACAAUACCUGCAGCUAUUGUAUUUAUUCCAAAUGAUGCAACAAAGUUCACUUUUCAAAAUACCGAAAUAUAGGUUUUUUUCUAAAAAAAACUUAUUGAAUGUUCAUACUAAUUCAUCAGGAAAUACUUAGCCAGUAUUAUAUAGCCUUUUCUUGCACAUAUCUUGCCAACUGAUUGUAAACAAUACAGGAAUGAACAGGUAACAAGAAAACAAAAAUUUGCUUCGAGAAAGACAAACAAACCGUCCCAGAUUAAAACCCGGAAGUGAACGCGAGAUGCAUACGUCAUUUUCACGUCCUCUUGACGUCCGCGUCUUGUUAUCUAAAACUGUCUACUCACUAAUGUAACAUGCAUCGUCUGUUAAUGUUAAUGUUAGUGUCGUCAUUCCUGUCCAUCGAUGCUCCAGUUCAUAAUAUUUUCAAUUUCUUGUUUUUAUUUAUCUAAUAGGAAAUCUCCUACUAUGAUCUUCCCAAUCACGGAACUGGAGCGAUUUGCACCAGACUAGCGACGGAAGUUUCCGCAGUGCAAGGUGUAAGUAAAACAACGUAGUUCAAAGACCAAUAUUUUCUUGAAACUAUCGUAGUGAUGAUAUUUUGGUAUUUCUUCAUAUUGACUAAUUCUUGGUACUGUCAUAUUCUUAAAUAAUUUAUUCCAUGCGUACUUCUGGGAACAGUUGUACGAAGGCCGGAUACCACUAUCCACUGGAUGGCGGUUUUUUUCAGGCUUCCUAAAACAACACGUUGAUUGGUAUAACCAUUACUAAACGUCAUCAUUAAUAUAAAUUAAAACUUGUUUUUUUAUCAAGUCCAUGCACCUCCUCAUUUUAUAGGUUUUUAAGUAGUUUAGCAACAACUGUUGAAAGAAUCAUUAUCCUGUCCUUUUACCUCGCCUUUUGGUUUUAUUACUAUAGUUUGUACGAAUCGCCCUUAACUACGUGCAUGAUAAAUAUUUAAAUGGAACUUAUUUUAUUUAUUUAUUUUAUUUUACAAGAUUCGCCGCACCAAACAAAUAUUAAACUUGUUCAAAUAUUCAAAUAUCUACGAGUGCAUUGGCUGGGACUGACCACAGAGAUAAACUCCAAUAACGGGGUCCCGACAAAAAAGACAAAUUACUAUACAUGCACAAAAACAUUAAUUGGCUUUCGCCAAACUGUCAACAACAUGAUCUGAAAGAUAAAUUUUGAAUAGAACGAGUAGAGUGGCGUUUGACGCACACCGAUUUAAAGGUUCUAGUUUUGUCUGGGUUGUAGACGUGUUCGAGAAGGUAAAAGUAGUAUCUAAAUAGUAAACUUUUAAAGGAAGCUGUAGAUCUUGUAGUGACUCUGAGGAUAUCGGGUAGAAUGUUCCAAACGCUGGGUGCUCUUACGUAAAAACUGUUUAAAAAAAAACAAAAAAAAACAAAACAAAAAAAAACAACUUAAUAUUAAAAAUAAAAGUAGCAAACUGUUAUUAGAAAAUGACUACAUGUGAUGUUAGCGCGCAUGGCAUGUCUGCUAUUUAAGUAAAAAAAAUUAAUUUGAUAUAUUCGUCAACUAUAUAUUGUCUCUCCAGGCGACUGGACCACAGCUUGGAUUACUUAUUGCUGGAAUUGUGACAGUAAUUGGUGGACUUUUGGUUUCCUUGACUGCCUCUUGGCAACUAGCAUUGCUCAUGAUGGCUUUCAUUCCUUUGCUGGUCGGAUGUGGGAUGUUUAUGAAUGCAUUCUUUGGUGCUACAAAGGAUUCCGCUACAAACAGAGGUGGAACGGUAAGAUGUAAAACAUUUUCCCCCGAACGAUGGCUCAUCUAACUACUAUGUUUAAUACCUCUAUCCAUGCACCCAUGCUACCUGACACGGGGGUAUUUUAGGUUUGGGACGUGUGUGGGAGCUCCCCCCAAAAUUUCAGGGUUUUUAUUUGGUGGUGGUGGUGGUGGUGGUGGUGGUGGUGGUGGUGGUGAAUUCCCCGUCCCAUAGUCACAAACCCAGACAUCAUUUCCUAUGCUCACCUAUUUCAAAGUGAGGGGAUAGAAAUGAUGUCUGGGUUCACCAACUACACCUCCAAGUGAAAUCUUACCCAUUUUGAUACUCAAGGUUAUAUGCCUUACUGCUUACCAGUUUAAUAUUAAUAAUGAUAUUCAUAUUCCAUUUUUGGGGAAAAUGCUCCUCCCCCCAGAAUUUAGCUAUUUUCAAAUUGGGGGGGGGCAAUUCGGGAUUUUUUUUUGGGGGGGGGGAUCAACACUAAUCCCCCUGUGACACUGAAUUGUACAUCACGUAGGAUACAAAAUGGAGUAGGUAUGCAAGUCGCAAAUUAAAACAAGGUUUUUCUUGGUCAUGGCAGGUUUACUUGUUCAGUUUGUGUGUACGGCAGGAAUUGACAUUUUUUUCUUGAUAAGGAGCCUCGCAGAAAAAUAUAUCUUGGCAUGCCAACUUUUGAACGACAAAACUUGUCUGUUUGUAGGGUCACACGGGAAAUUUGACUCAGUACAUCAGGAUCCUCAGGAUAAACAAUUCACGUUCUAUAACAUUCUCGGCAUUAUAACGAGCAUUUCAUAUAAGAUUUCGACCAGAAUUGAAUACGCACUGUUUAUUGCCCGUACGUGAUUUUUAAUCCAAAUUUUCCGUUGUGUUUGCACACUAUGAAGCUUGACGUUUUCGGGGUUUUGAUAGAAGAUGGUAAACAACCACUUCCGGAGAGACGUCUCGGCCAUAUCCCCAUGCCCUUUCUGGCGUUAAACAUGUAAAGUAAUUCACUAUAUAUUGGGAAAUGAUAGCAAUCAUAUCUUUUUUUAGACAGCAGAUGAGACAUUUAGCAAUAUCCAAACAGUCGUAUCAUUAGGGAGAGAAGAAGAGUUCUACGAGAGAUAUAGAGAAGAAAUGAUUGUUCCAUAUAAGUAUAUAUCCUAGUCCAAUUAAUAUGUACUUAUUACAAAGCUUUUAACUUUCCUGGUUAAUUUAACGAAUGAGAUAUACGCCUCUCAUUUCAACCAAUCCCACCAUUUAACUAAACUUCAAAGCUAAAUGUUUACAACGGUAUUAUGAAGAUCCUUUACAAUUUCUCCCUAAGAUGUUUAGUUUUCAAAAUAUUUCACCUCACGAUAUUUCGAAUUAUUAUUUAUUUUAAAAAAUUGAUGUUUCUCAUUGUCAAAAAACUUUAAAUCUAAAGAAGCCGUGCAUAUCAAUGAAAAAAAGAAGAAAGGAAAGAGUUUCUGCAAAAUGGCAGAAAAACGGAUGAUUAUUUCGACUAAUUGAAUUUAUCCACCGUGGGAUAUUAUAGUAUACCACGCUCACGCGUGACGCGUGGACACCACGCUUUGAAACAAUAUGGCGUUUGCGAGCUGUUGUUGUUGACUUUUUGUUUGUAAUUUCGUACGGAAGAUAUAUUGACUUAAGUUAAUCAAAGAUUUUCAAGAUGUAUGUUACCUUCAACGAUCCAAAGGGUACAUACUCAAAUAUUUUAAAGAGAAAACGUCAAAAACUCAGGUACACAUAAGAAAUUAAAAAUUAUAUUCGCUUCAAGUUUUAAAGUUUCAAAGUUUUAAAUUCUGAACUUGGUGGGUUCUUUAACUUUCGGUAUAAUAUAUCAUUUAUCGACCCUCCGCUCGUGGGAUUCGGCGAUAUUUCCCUCUGAGUGAUGAUAUUCGGGAAAUAGUACGCCGAAUCCCCCUCGCUCCGGUUCUAUAAAUGAUAAAAAUAUCUAAAAUACUAAAUUCGUUUUCACGUGUUGCUUCGGUUGAUAAUACAAACUUCGGGCUUGAUAAUUACGAUUACGAUCAACAUUUCUAGAGCGUAAAUUUACUUCGGGGCAUGAUCAAAUGCGAUUUACGUCGAGUAUUACGCAAUACUUAUUAUUAUGUAAUUACAGUACGUACUUACUGAGCCUACAAUCUUUGCCCAAAACCAAGGGACAGGUGCUGUAAUGAUGUCUGGUUGCGAGACGCCAACAUUGAAACGGGUAGGGGGAGGUGGAAAAGUAUAUCACGAAAUGGUAUGUUAGCCUACAACCAAAUGCAUGUAAAAACUAGACUGUCCCAAUCUAUAUAUUGUCAAAGAUUGUAGACUAUUUUAUCUCUCCAUAAUUUUGAUAUUACCUUCUUAACUGUGUUUAUCCUAACCCAACCCGUUAAUAACCCAAACGGAGCACCUGGAGAAAACCCUUUCGGCAGAACUGACUCUUUUGAGAGAGCUGAAAGUCACUUGCUCUGCCGACUAUGCUACUGCAUAUAAUGUUCAAGCCCACUCUAUAAUCAAAUAUUUCAUCUCUUUAACCUCUUCGGUUCUUGGUUCGAUAUACAUGACGUCGCAACUGGGGUAAAGAGAAAUUUUUAUUCUUUUAACCAAAUAUAUAUAUUUAUAAGCUUUCUAUCCCCAACGGCUCACAACAUAUGAAUAAAAAUGUCGCUUGAAAUUUAGUUACCCGCAUAGUGGCAGAUUAAAAAAUGUUUCCAAUCAAUAUCUCCAAAACCAACAAGAUACAGCAGAAGAGAAUUGUAACUGGUCUUCAAAACUUUAAAUAUAAUUUCAAGAUGUAUUGCCAUUUACCUUUAAACUUGUGGGGGGAAAAAAGGAUGAUUAAUAUAUACGCAUGCACGAUGCGUAAUUGGUAGUGGCUAUUACAUGCACGUUUAACCUGCGAUUUCACUUUCGCCUAAAGGCCGAGACACACCGCGGGCGCGAUUUGACAACGCCGCGCGAUAUUUCAGGUUUUGAAAAUUAAUAAAACAGCAAUUGAAAGGAAAUUUUAAAAAUAUGUAGACUAAAUAACUGAAAAUGUUAUAGCGCUUCUAAAUACUUGGUCACUGAAAAACGAAAAAUCGCGCCGCUUUGUCGAAUCGCGUCCACUGUGUAUCGGUCUUAAUUCGCAUGUUCGAAGGUUGCAACUUCUCAACCAUAUAGUAGUGCAUUUUUGCUCACUUUCUUUAAUCAGUAUACCAUUUAUGACUCACUUUUUUUAUACAGACUUGCAAAGAAGACGAGCCAUUUUGCAGGACUGGCCAACGGUUUUUUCUUCGGAAUCAUGAAUCUGAGUUAUGGAGCUGGAUUUCGAUAUGGAGGAUACCUGGUAGAGGAAGAUGACGUCAAUAUUGAAGAAAUGAUGACGUAAGAAUUUUAUCAUAUUACUGUCCAGUUACUUAUCGUGAAAGAAGGGAAUUCUGAUCAAUAUAUUUAGUGCCAGGAUCUACACUAGUUCCUUAGACUUGGAUUUAUAUAAUUUAGAAAAAUAAACGAUUAAUCUAAAGUGCUUCUUUGGCAUAUUAUUAUACUCCACACUCUUAUAAAUUAUGAUAAAUCAGAAAGCAUACUAAGGUUUAUGUGGAAAAUCCGAAUUCUAUGAAGAAACCUCAGGAAUUAUGGCUUAGUUCCCACACUGAAAAGUUUUAUUUUGCAUGGGCGGAAAAUAUUUUUUCCUUGGGGACAAACACGCAGAAAUGUCAAAUAUUUUCACAGAACAUUUAUGGCAGACCAUGCAUGCCAUCCUGCGCUUAGAAAAUUUUUUUGUCAAAGGGGAAGAUGAGGAAUCUGCUUGGUUCAUUUUUUAGUUUGAAGGCAUUUUAAUUUAGGAAUUGAUAGUUGUGUCGUCUGUAAUAGUAGCUAUUACUGCAGGUAUAAGCAUUAUUUUAGAGUAAAAAACAAAUUCCGAAAAGACAAGACAUCUCGAGAAUUCAAUAUACGAUUCAAAACAAGACGCAGGUUGAGACUGUAAAUUUUCGACUUUAUUUCAAAGACAUCUUCAGACAGAAUGAAGUCGAAAAUUUGCAGCCUCAACCACAAUCCAAUCUUGAAUUACUUUCUCCCCCUUAUAGUGCGAUAAUCACUGUAUUAAUAUGCUGUGUUAUGCUUGGUCAAGUCGCAUCAAUGACACCAGAUUAUGCGAAAGCAAAACAAGCAGCUGAACGAGUGUUUUAUCUCUUGGAUAAGGUUCCUCAUAUUGAUGUGUAUUCGAAAGAGGGAAUUAAACCGGUAAGAAAAGUUGCUAUAUUAAUAUUUGAACAACGUAUCCCACGGAUUCGAGUAUUUAGAAAAUUUAUCACUGCACAAAGAGUCGCCUUUGCAUAGUCCUUCGUCUUUGUUUAAUUAGCAUCAAAAAGAAAGGAAUUUUCGACGAAGUAAUUUGCGAGUUAGUGAGAGUGAUACGAAGGAUGUUUCCAAUUUGCAGAGGACGAAACUUUUACCCACCCCAAAUUGGGUCAGUAAGUUGAUUAGUUCAACCAAUUAGCGGGAACCUGGUAAGAAACAUGUCAAUCAAAGAGUCGCACUUAAUUACUUCUAUAUAUAGUAAAUUUUUUAUCUAUGCAAGAAGAACAAAAUCUGUCGCAGCUAGAAGAGCAUGUUAAAAUUUAGUUAAUUUGCAAAGUUUGGCCGCGAAAUGUUGUAAAAUGGGGAAAUUAUUUUAGCCCUACCAAAAUUUGCAAUCUGCAUUAUUAUAAUUGUAAUUUGUAUUACUCGCGGGAAAAUGCAUCACAUUUGGGCUAGUAUUCCAAAGGUUGUAGGUCCGAUUCCCACCGUGGCCAGGCAUAUUUUUCAAGCUUGCCCGGUGUGGAUAUACACUCAGAGUAACAUCACAAGCCUCAUAUUCACCUGAGUACUGUACAUUACAUCAACACAGAAAAAAAGACUGAUACAAAAUUUGCAAAUUUCGUAGGGCAAACGUUUUAGUUUUACUAAUUUUAACAUGCUUUUUCUGAUUCUUUUCUUUUUGCCUAGAUCAGAAUUUAGUCUAUAGAUGGAAUCGUCCAUUAACACUAGAAAUAGAACGAAUGCCAUUACUUCACGCUUGCAUGCUCAGUACAAUUUUAUAGCCAUAUUUUCAAGUCGAUGUUCGGCAAUUAAAGUAAUCAAAUAGUUUCAAAAUUACUAUUCAUCUUAAAAAUAUAUGGUGAAGUAUUAAAUCUAGUUUUAUGCUCGUUUUUUAAAUGUAGAAAACGUGUGGUGGUGAAAUUAAGCUCACCAGUGCCAGAUUCAGGUACCCCACACGACGAGAUUUCAAAGUUCUACGAAGUCUCGACUUGACAGUUAAACCUGGUCAGACGAUUGCCUUGGUUGGAACUAGUGGGUGUGGCAAGAGCACUGCAGUCUCGUUGGUGGAGAGAUUUUAUGAUACUAAUUCUGGUCAUGUGGUAAGUACUCUCGAUUUCAUAAAGGCCCUUCGCGUUGCAAGCCGUGUUCAUUUACGACCCCCCCCCCCCAGAAUAGAAAUCGUUUUGAAGGGGCCGUUCACUCUGGUGACUUAAUAGAUAGUUACGAAAUCGAUUCAGAAACGUGUCAGCGUGGACAACUGAAAAACGAGUUGACACCGAUUGAAGGUCGAUCUAAACUGAUCACAUGCAGAGGUGCUCUCGGUUCUCGUUUUACAAUCGAGAAUUUGUUGCUUAGCAGCCUCGUGUUUUUGCCAUCGUUAGUUGAUUCGAUUAAUUCAUUCUCGUUUUUGUGCAAAUGUAGACCCCACACAAGGAGUCCUAGGAACCAGUUUCAGAUAUACCGUAAACCUCCGACUAUAAGCCCCCGCGAAUGUAAGCCCCCCGGAAUAUAAGCCCACCACAUAUACUAAUGCUCAAUUCAUUCCAAAUAUAAGCCCCCCCCCGAACAUAGAGUAAGCCCACCCAAAUAUAAGCCCCCCAAAUAUAAGUCCCCCGAAUAUAAGCCCAGUAGCCCACUACGUUAUUCAACAUUUUCAUUGUCUUUUAAUAUAGCAGAGAAUGAUAUUUAAAAACAUUGUCAUUGUCUUUAUAGCCGACUAUAUGUUACGUUAAUCAAUGCACGUUAUUAAUGGAUGUUUAUUUUCCUGUUUAUGACUGACUUGUUGGUGUCUGAUUUGUUUAUUACUAACACAAAAGAUCAUCCAUGUAUUAGCCCCCGUAUAUAACCCACCCACCCCCUUAUAUAAGCCCAUCAAAAAUCGCUUACGAAAGUAUAUAAGACCAAGGCUUAUAGUCAGAGGUUUACGGUAUAAGAUCCCCUUGGCAAAUUAGAUAAAAAUUGUCUGGCAUUAGCCAGAAUAAAACAAUAAAAUAAGGUAUAUUUGGGAACAUUGCAGCUUAGGUAAUGGUUAAAAAUCAAAUAUAAAAUUCGAGUUGACAAAAAUAUUCAUGAAACACCAGCUCAGGUCCAGCUGUGUAGUGUAUACUACGGUUUGCCAUUGAAAUUUAAUGAAUAAAGUAUUGUUGGUCUGUGUAGUUGUGUAAUUUCAAUAGAAUGCACAAAAUCUUGCAUUCCUAUAUGUAUAUGAUAUAGUUGAGGUUGGGCAUUUAACAGCCAUUUCCCGAUUUUCCACCUCAGGUUCUAAAAUACUUGUCUUUAUAAUUGAAAUGAAAGCAGUAAACGCAAGAUAAAUCAGACAAAACUACAGUACUUGUAAAUCAAAACACGCGCAAGUUUUCUUAAUUGAGACUGCAAUGGCAAUGAGAAUGGCCUCAGCAUAAUGGCGGUCGUAUUAUAAAUACGACAAUCGCAGACAACAUUGAAUCAUUAUAAUUCUCGCAUUAUUAUAACAACUCACCUUAUUCCUUUCGACGUUUAUCACAUCUUUGAAGUUACAGGCGAACUAAUUCUAAAGCAUUGACGCUGUGGACCACACGUUUUGAAUUGCAUUGGCGGCCAGACCUUUGUCAUUCAAAUACAAACAGCAACCUUGCUCGCUUCUUCCUCACACUGUUUUAAAGCCAUCUUUAUGCUUCAAAUAUGCAUAUACUAAAGCCAUUUUAAUCAGUUUGAAUCGCUUCCAUCGCACUGACACUUAGAAGCAAUCCUAAUAGAACCCUCGCACCACAAUAGCAGAUAUAUUCCCAUACAAACGACCACAAACUAUAAUGCCAGUAUUGAUGUGAGAAGAAGGUAUUAGAUUUCACGGCGGCGCUAUCCUCAUUGGUUGAAAGCUUGAUCAUGCGGCGCGCGAAUAUUCAAAUAUUUCGGCCUCAUUGUGUGUUAUCUUCAUAUUGUGUUACUGCUGCUGCAAAUUAUAGCGUGUUAUAAUAUUUGAAAUGCGAAAUUUUGAGGUCAAAUUUUGCCAGUUUCCAAUCUGUAUGAUGAAAUGCAUAAACAUACAUGACACAUGCAUGUGACAUGGGAACUAUUUCUGUUAAUUUUUUGUUAUGUCCAGUUAUUAACUUCAAAUGUUUCAUUUGUGAAAUGGUUUAUAAUUUGCCAGUAAAUUAAUAUGCGGCUGUUUCAUGCUACCAGUAAAUAAUAUUCGGAUAAAUAUUUGCCAAUUAAUUAAUUUGGCGAAAUACCUGUAAUCGGCCAGCCCUAGCUGGUGACAGUAGACCAGGCUCAAAACGUGUGUUUAUAGACCGUGUUAUAUACUGUAAAAGUGUUUUAGUUUACGAAUAUAUGUUAUUCUAACUGCACAAACAGUUUUAACACCACCAAAAAGGUGCUAUUUUAACACCCGUGCUCUGUGCUAAUUUAACACCACCAAAAAGGUGCUAUUUUAACACUCGUGCUGCGUGCUAAUUUAACACCACCAAAAACGUUUUAUUUUAACACCCAUGUUCUCACUCCACAAACAGUGCUAAUUUAACACUGGGGAAUACAAGUUGUUAACACCACUUAUGGUGUUAUUUUAACACCAAGAAUUUAGCACCAGAAACCGGUGUUAUUUUAACACCACCUGUCCUUAAGUGGGUGUUAUUUUAACACCUCUAAAGUGGUGUUAAACAAUUUGAGUGUUAAAUUAACACUUUGCAAAAUAUUUUUAUUUAUGUCGUGUUAAAUUAGCACCGAAAAGGGUGCUAAAAUAACACCUUUGUUUAACACCACCAGUUGGUGUUAAUCUAACACCACCCGAGGUGCUAUUUUAACACCCUGAAAUUAACAGUGUAAUACUGAACAAGUGUUUCGUGAUAAAUAGCAAGUAUGCUACAAGAUAUGCUAUUUUUAGACCCGCUGAUCGCGAUUUGGAUGUGGCCGUGAGCAGGAAUAUUCAUGGCAGUUUGACCAGGCUGAGUUUUAGGCACGUCAGAGCUAUUUACAGCUCGUGUUAUUAAACCGCCGCUGAAAUUUACGUUCCCUGUGCACGGCACAGACCUUUCUAGCUCCGGUUGAAAUCAAACGAUAGGAAGCAUUUUCGACUAUUUGACUUGUCUGAGAUUGUGGUUACAUAUACAGUGGAAACAAACACGCAAAAAAACUAUUGAAAUAAUUCAUAAAUUUAAUUGCAACUACAUGCUGCUCGCGGACUGUGUCGAGUUUCAAUCUGGGCCAAACCGGGCUGGAAUUUCAGCCUGGGAUAAAACUUAA